ACGUAUAAUUUUCCCCCGUCCAUUUAUCUAAAGAAUAUAUUAUGCACUUUCCAAUUUAAAGCUUCACCAUUUUGAAUUUAUCCAUCGCUGGUGCUCCCACGUCAGCACCAAUUAAACCAAUCAGAAUCCAUUUCCAUUAAAAAAAUUCCUACAAAACUACAUCAUUAUUUUUCCAUCCCGCAAUUUUCUCUCCCACCAUAGUCGUAAACGGUGACUGCCUCUAUAUAUGUUGUCAUAGCCGGUAACUGCCGAAUAACUGCAUUUGCUUUAUAUUUUUUAUUCUUUUCCCCCACUUUGGACGGCAACUCAAAAUCAAUCAAAUUCCACAAUUGAAAGAAGUUAUUUGCAAAGACAUGGUGCACUGUUCGCCUAGACACGAUUUUCCUGUUCAUUUAGACUCAAAAUUAUUGUUCACCCUGUUCUGAUUGGUCCAUGGUCUGCAACUAGCCUCGCCUGCCUUUUUUUAUUGGCUGCGCGCUUCUCUCUGGCCCUUGCGGUUUUGUCCCCCGUUGUUUCUGUGAGUGUUGCGUUGCCCUCAACUGAGCCCUAAUUCUCUCUUCGCUAUUUUUUUUUUUUUAUUUCCUUUCUCUGCUUCUCUCAACUAUUACCCGUGAGUCUUUCUCAUAAUUAUUAUACCUGUCGUUUUCCCUCUCUUGCCUUGUGUAUUGGUGUUCGACCUUCGGAAUUGCGGGUAAUGAUGGGCGCGCCUUUCCUCACACGGCCCCUUCCGUUUGAGUCUUGGGGAGAGCAAUCCUCUUUGCUUUUGCCUUGGUAUCUGAAACCCGCCACUCUUGCGUCUAGAAUUUUUUGGCCACUUUUUGUGCUCUUUCUUUCAAAAGGUUCGCCUAUUUCACGUUGUCCUUAUCUCUUUGCAGAAACACUGUUUCAGUUUCCUUACGUAUCUGUUCGCUAUUGGGCCGGUAACUGACACGAGCCGCACUUGCGCCUGCUAAUUCUUUCUCUUAUUUUUAUACGCUUUUUUUUACGCCAGCAGUUCAUCAUUAUCUUUCUGUUCUCUUUCUAUCAUUCUGUUAUCUUUCUGGCCAUUGUUUUCUCUCUCUUUAGUGAUCUUCACCUCGGAGAACAUGGAAUUCACGUUGCUUUGCAACCUCGGCGGCCCGCGCAAUGCGGUCGUUUCUUUGCGGCUGCGGCUGCUGCAUGUGUGGCCGGCGAAGUCUCCGGGGGAUAUCAGGAUCUACAAUUACUGUACUCUUUGGACCGACGAAACGGCUGACUCGAUUGAAGCUGUGAUUCUUGCAUUUGGCUGCUUGCUGGUUAAUAAGUUGGGAGAUGAUUAUAUUCUUUUGAGUUCAGCCGGUACACGCAUAGCGGUCAAUCCUCCCGUACCGAAGGCCUAUUUUCUUGCAUCUAGGUUUGCCGAAAAACAUGAAGUUGUUGAGUCCUUGCCAGUGGAGUUUGCUACAGCUGCUGAUGCUGAUCGACAAACCAAGACUUUGGAUCAGUUUUUGAGCUUGUCUCGAAUGAAUUCCUCACUGGAAGAGAGGUACCGUUGUGGUGGAGUGAUUGUUGAUGUUGAGUCAAGUACACCUUGGUAUUACAUUUCGUGCAAGUUAUGUUUGAGAGCUGUUUCGAAGCGUCGAGACAAUACGUUUUGGUGCCCAAAAGAUUGGCAGCUGGACGAGGAGCAAACUCGAGUCAAUUAUAAGCUUCAGCAUACACUGAGGGACGACUCUUGCGAGGCUCGGUUUAUACUGAUGGGGGUUGUGCCCUUGCGUUGGUUAAUGUUUCUGUUGCACAUCUGGCCCAAAAGUUCCCUCAUCGUCCUGGUCAGCUGCCCCCGCAACUGCAUCAAUUGCGAGGGCAUCGUUCCGCUUGAUGACCCUACGGUGGUGGGCGAUUUGCUUGAGUAUUCCUUGCAACCUUCGUUGUCUGGUCCUGUUGUUGCUGUCCCGAGUUUGGCUAUGUGUGCAGCAGGUAACGCAGGCGUUUCUUCGAGUUCAUUGAGGGCUACGAAGGGAAAGGAAAAGGUUUCAGGUCCUCUACUCAUUGAGGCUUCAGUAGUUCCGUUCAGUAUCACUGGGGAGCCAGACCAGACUGUUAGCUCAAUAGCUGAGGAUUUGCAGAUCCCUAUUCCUGCAAAUAUCGAAAGGGAGGAUGUUGUUGCUGGCUCUCAGAUUCUUGGGGGUUCACAUUUUCCGAGGGUUGGUGUAAAAGCUGGCUCUAGCCCAGCUGCUCCAGCUGUGCCCGUUCCUUCUUCAGUCCAAUCCUGUGCUCCAUUUGCCAGAUCUACUCCUCCGAUGAUUUCCAAGCGAACAUCCAGAAUUGAUGAGUCUAUGAGCUCCGAGGAUGUUAGUCAUGGUUCGUUUACAUCUGCUGUGAAAAUUCUGAAGCCAUCUCCUGAGUCAUCUCCUGGAAAGACCUCUGGUUUAGCCGCUGGCUCCCCGUCUGCAUCAUUAUUGGUUUCGCCACUCGCCAAGAUCAAGGUGGAGAAGUUAGAUGCUGUCGAGAUUACUCCUUUGCCACAUGGUGGUUCCUCUCAGGCAGGUGCUGAUACAGAAAGGGAUUCUCCAGUGGACAGUCAAAAGAACCCAACAGUGAAACGUACUUUGUUCAAGAAGUGAUGACAGCGUCAAGGUCAUUCCUCAUUUUCUUAUUUUGUUUCAUUUUUCUGUCAUAUUUCAUUUGCAAAUCAGUUUUUGUGGCAACUAUGUAUCUUAUUUCUUUCACGGUUGAUUUUAUUGCAUGAAGUAGAUAUGUUUUGGGUUCAAGUUUUUGUGCAUGGAUCUUGUGCUUCUCUGCGUAGCUGCUGAUGUCUCCAGAAUUGCAGCUGCCUAACAUUCAAGGAGAUGCCAUAUUUUGUUUUGCUUAUGAAAGUUAUUCUCCUCCUCUAGACAAUCAUAUUUUGGAUUUCUGAGUUUCAGAAAUGUAGUGUUUGCAGCUGUGUGGAUAUUGUCGUUUUGGAUUUCUGGGUUUCAGGAAUGUAGCGCUUGCAGCUGUGUGGAUAUUAUCAGAAGAUACAAUACUUCUGUGCUUUUGGUUUACAUAGCUUUUCACCUUUUGUUGGAUAAUUAGUAGCUGAUUAGUUGAUAUUAGAUCCUCUGCUGAUGUUUUAGUGGUGUUGUUUGCUAUACGUGACAUCUUUGUUUAGUAGCUCUUUCUAAGACUACUGCCAGCCUGUUUUGCCCUCAUCAUAUGUUAUUUGAUGUCGAUUGAGCAAGUUCGUGUUUCUGUUUCCCUCACUAUUUGUUCAUUCUUCGCUUAGAACACGUCCAGUUUUGAGGGGGGGGGGGGGGCUUAUCUCAAUUUCUCUCGGGCAGUUUGAAUAGGGACAUUGUGGCUUUUGGGGAGCCUGCAGACUGUUUCCAGAACUACGAAAUUGUCAGCUGUUAACACAUUUCAUCUGUUCGAACUGACUACACAUGUUUCAAAAGAAAAGGACGUUUGGACUGAUUUAUGAUACAUGAACAUUUUCUUAAUCUUUCUUAGUCCUCUUGAUAUUUCUUAGUGUGGUGCCGCCUCUUUUUGCCCAAAAGAUUAAACUAAUAUGAUUGCUUUUCAUCAUUUUAUUAAUCCAAUAAAAUGUUAGAUAUUUU
This is a messenger RNA of Linum trigynum, 3554 nucleotides long. The record is from the annotation of a GenBank genome assembly. NCBI's taxonomy places the organism in Eukaryota, Viridiplantae, Streptophyta, Magnoliopsida, Malpighiales, Linaceae.